AUGGUUCCUGCAACUUACAUAUCAGAAGUUAGGGACAUCAUUGUGUCACCACCAGCUACAGAGAGGUACGUAAAAUUAAAGUCAGAGUUAAUUAAGAGACUUAGUGCAUCUCAGCAACAAAAAAUUAAGAGACUACUUGAGCACGAAAAACUGGGCGAUCGAAGACCUUCUCAAUUCUUACGACAUUUACAGUCUUUAGCAGGCACAACAGUACCAGAUAAUAUCGUAAGGUCUCUGUGGUUAGGUAGACUACCAUGGUCUACACAGGCUAUUCUAGCUACUCAAGCUAAAGCUAGUUUGGACGCAGUUGCCGAGCUAGCUGACACAAUCUCUGAAGCUAUAGCUCCUAGCGCCCAAAUUUCAGAAGCUUCCAACGCGCGUGAAAGUACCAUCGAUAAAUUGACAGCCGAAUUAGCUGAAACGAAAAUUCAGCUAGCUAAUGCUCAGGCAAAUGCUCAAGCACAAACUCACACAAACCAUCGAAACCGCAGCAACUAA
Messenger RNA from Diabrotica virgifera virgifera (western corn rootworm), 498 nucleotides. RefSeq lists its product as uncharacterized. NCBI's taxonomy places the organism in Eukaryota, Metazoa, Arthropoda, Insecta, Coleoptera, Chrysomelidae. The record is from RefSeq and is a predicted model, not a curated record. Bases 1 to 498 code for a protein of 165 amino acids. The transcript is spliced from 2 exons.